GCAAGUGGAGCACCUCGGGGUCCUUAGGAAUCAGAGGACAGCAGAAGACGCUGGGUCUUGAGCUUUCCAUCCUCCCGGGGCAGUUUGGGCCAGAUGCCUGGGUCCUCUGGCCCCUCCCCUCGGGGCGGGGUCAGGCAUCCCGACCAAUGACCUGUCGUCAUCGAGGCCCCGCCCCAACCACGCCCCCUGACUCGCGGCCUCGCUGAGUGCCCAACCGCCCGGCGCCCUGGCCUGGGGCAGCGCGAGCGCCCGAAUCUGCGGCUGGACCCCAAGAUGCCUGGCGAACAGCAGACAGAGGAGGAGGAGGAGGAAGAAAUGCAAGAGGAGAUGGUGCUGCUGGUGAAGGGUGAGGAGGAUGAGGGUGAAGAGAAGUAUGAAGUGGUGAAACUCAAGAUCCCCCUGGACAACAAGGAGGUCCCGAGAGAGCCGCCAGCACCGUCUGCCGACCCGGCGCGCCCACACGCGUGCCCGGACUGCGGCCGGGCCUUUGCGCGCCGCUCCACGCUGGCCAAGCACGCCCGCACGCACACGGGCGAGCGGCCCUUCGCGUGCACCGAGUGCGGCCGGCGCUUCUCGCAGAAGUCGGCGCUGACCAAACACGGCCGCACGCACACGGGCGAGCGGCCCUACGAGUGCCCGGAGUGCGACAAGCGCUUCUCCGCCGCCUCGAACCUGCGGCAGCACCGGCGGCGCCACACGGGCGAGAAGCCGUACGCAUGCGCUCACUGCGGCCGCCGCUUCGCGCAGAGCUCCAACUACGCCCAGCACCUGCGCGUGCACACGGGCGAGAAGCCGUACGCGUGCCCGGACUGCGGACGCGCCUUCGGCGGCAGUUCGUGCCUGGCGCGCCACCGACGCACGCACACGGGCGAGCGGCCGUACGCAUGCGCCGACUGCGGCACGCGCUUCGCGCAGAGCUCGGCGCUGGCCAAGCACCGGCGCGUGCACACGGGCGAGAAGCCGCACCGCUGCGCCGUGUGCGGCCGCCGUUUCGGCCACCGCUCUAACCUGGCGGAGCAUGCGCGCACGCACACGGGGGAGCGCCCUUACCCGUGCGCCGAGUGCGGCCGGCGCUUCCGCCUCAGCUCGCACUUCAUCCGCCACCGACGCGCGCACAUGCGGCGGCGUCUUUAUAUCUGCGCUGGCUGCGGCCGGGACUUCAAGCUCCCUCCGGGCGCCACAGCCGCCACUGCCACCGAGCGCUGCCCAGAUUGUGGGGGCAGCUGAGCCGCCGUUCUUGUCGCCGCGGGGUACGAACGUCCGCCUGGAGAGGGGCACGCUGGGACCCCGACCAGGGGGCUGGGUUACCCUGGACAACUCCUCCCCGCUCCCCGGGUCUGGGAUCGGGUGGAAGGGCAGGGCUGGCUGCCUGGAACUGGGAGAUGGGGAGCAUCCCCUACCCGGGGCUCCUGGAAACGUGCUCAUCACCCCCUCAUUACAUCCCUUCGGCCCUUGUUAGUGAAUAAAGUAUUGUAUCCUCGCCCA
Molecule: messenger RNA, 1485 nt
Organism: Phacochoerus africanus (Common warthog)
Lineage: Eukaryota; Metazoa; Chordata; Mammalia; Artiodactyla; Suidae
Gene: ZNF771
Product: zinc finger protein 771
Exons: 3
Coding region: 274-1227 (317 amino acids)
Biological process (GO): central nervous system development; regulation of transcription by RNA polymerase II
Cellular component (GO): nucleus
Molecular function (GO): RNA polymerase II cis-regulatory region sequence-specific DNA binding; DNA-binding transcription factor activity, RNA polymerase II-specific
Source: RefSeq, a predicted model, not a curated record